This is a messenger RNA of Colletotrichum higginsianum IMI 349063, 810 nucleotides long. RefSeq names its product Protein kinase. Bases 1 to 810 code for a protein of 269 amino acids. The record is from RefSeq and is a predicted model, not a curated record. The transcript is spliced from 3 exons. Gene Ontology annotation, biological process: protein phosphorylation; mitotic DNA damage checkpoint signaling. Gene Ontology annotation, molecular function: ATP binding; protein serine/threonine kinase activity. Lineage: Eukaryota; Fungi; Ascomycota; Sordariomycetes; Glomerellales; Glomerellaceae. Gene Ontology annotation, cellular component: nucleus.
AUGUCUGUACGCCUCGCGGCCGAGUUUGCAGGUUCCCCUCGUCUUCGAAUGCACGUCGACUGCAAUCACGAUGAAAGCGUUCUCGUCUACCCCUAUUACAAAUGCACCCUUCUUUCCUUGAUUCAGAAUGAUCCGGAAUUUCCUACGCUGGAGCGCAAGAAGAUUCUACGACACACAGGAGAAGCAAUACAAGAGCUUCACAGCAAAGGCUGUAUUCAUAUUGAUGUAAAGCCUGACAACAUAUUGGUCAACUGGACUAGCGAUAGCAAUGGCAACAAAACAGUUGCCGACGUGGCCUUGGGCGAUUUUGACAUCGCCUACAAAUUGGAAGAUGGACUGUCGCGUCAAACACCUUACGCAAUAGGCAAUGCGAUGUGGCGAAGCCCAGAGGGACACACUAGAACUGGCGUGACCAAGGCGUCGGACAUAUUCUCCUAUGGACUGGUUUGUAUCUACGCCCUUGGAGGUGGUGACUUCCUUCUUGUGAAUGAUUACCAGGAACUUGUGCAGAGUGGUGUAACACCGGAACAAGAGAUUCUCACUCGACAUUUUUCUUACUUUGGGCCAGUUCCCGAAGGACUUCUCAAACAGAUCGAUAAUGAGAAUUGGCGGAGCGCUCUGAAAUCUGCGGGGGCAGUGGCGGAGGAGGCGGUGAAGGAAGAGCCCAUGCUGAGAUUCACACAAUGGGGAGCAGAGCUGGGCCCCGAAGCACAGAACAUGAUAUCUGGAAUGACAAACCCGGACCCAACAGCCAGAACAACAAUAAGCCAGGUUCUGGCUCAUAGAUGGUGGCAAGAUAACACUAUCUAG